UAUAAAUUAUACCUUUGUUUUCCCUCUUGCUAAGUAACUCCUUAAGAAUUAAGCCCUCGGCGUCUGCUGCAGCUCAAGGUUUUGCAGAUUGAAGCUAUUUGGGCCUAAUCUCUGCUAUAUAACAAUGGAAGAGGACAUGGAUACGCCUGAGGAGGUUACUUUAGUCGAGGGUAAAGAAGAGGCAAGUAACCUAAGAAAAACUGAGAGAGAAAAUCAAAGAAGAGUAACUGUAGAAGCAAAGAAAAGACGAAAACAGCAGGCAGCAAAGAAAGAGGAACUCCAACUGCAGCUGAAGGUGACUAACAAAGCUGCAGGAUUAAAUGAAGAAGAUCAGCAGGUGAUAGGUAGCCAUGACAAAUCCAGAUCCAAAGAGAGUUUUGAUCCCAUGUUCGCUGAAGAUAAGUUGAGUUUUGGGAGUGCAAAGAAAGAUGGAAUGCUUCCAGAUAGCAUUGUGAACUUCCUUGCAGGCCGUGAGAAGCAUUUGCAAUUAAGUUUGACUGAAACAGAUGCUAAGCUUGUUGCAUCCACAUUAAAACCUAAGAAGAAAAAAAUGAAGAUAAAACAGAACAGCAAUGGGACAGGCAGGGUUCAAGUGGUAGUUUUGAAGGAUUUGUCUUCAUUAGAACGUGUUCAGAAUGCCAAGCAAUUUUUACAAGAUAGACAAUCACAUGUACAUAGGUCAGCAUCUAUGUUAAAACACUUCAAGGGAUUUCCUUUUCUCUCUAGGAGAGAUCGUGCACAAUAGUUGUCAAUAACUGGAAACAAAUGGGCUUUACCAAAUUUUUAGCCUUUUAUUGAUGGAGGGCCUUUUAAAUUAUGAAGAUUGUAACAUUAGCUAAGUUUUGCAAUUUUUGAUGAUGGUAUAUUGGCCUGCGUUCAGUUUUAUUCUCUGUGAGAUACAGUAUAAUGAAAAUAACUUUCAUGCCUUAUCUUAUUAAGGCUUUGUUAAGGGAAGUCAAGUUACAUGCAGUAAGGCGGGAUGCAAAUGCAUGUGCAAACUAAUCAGUAUUGGGUUUCAAAAAGAUAAUUAAGAGAAAUCAAUUUAAUCAA
Cryptomeria japonica (Japanese cedar) is the source of this 1050-nucleotide messenger RNA. RefSeq lists its product as uncharacterized. The record is from RefSeq and is a predicted model, not a curated record. The transcript is spliced from 5 exons. NCBI's taxonomy places the organism in Eukaryota, Viridiplantae, Streptophyta, Pinopsida, Cupressales, Cupressaceae. The coding region runs from base 125 to 745 and encodes 206 amino acids.